Messenger RNA from Scomber scombrus (Atlantic mackerel), 1284 nucleotides. RefSeq names its product growth hormone releasing hormone receptor b (gene ghrhrb). The record is from RefSeq and is a predicted model, not a curated record. Gene Ontology annotation, cellular component: plasma membrane. The coding region runs from base 1 to 1284 and encodes 427 amino acids. Gene Ontology annotation, molecular function: G protein-coupled peptide receptor activity; peptide hormone binding. Gene Ontology annotation, biological process: adenylate cyclase-modulating G protein-coupled receptor signaling pathway; cell surface receptor signaling pathway. NCBI's taxonomy places the organism in Eukaryota, Metazoa, Chordata, Actinopteri, Scombriformes, Scombridae. The transcript has 11 exons.
AUGGAGCGUGAGAUUGACAGGCGGAUCGGUGCAGCAUCAGCAGUGAUGCGUUUGCUGCACCAGACCGUCUUGGUGAAGAAAGACCCUGAGCCUAAAGGAGAAGCUCUCAAUUUACCGACGGAGGCCAUCCAUCCAGACUGCGCUCUGGUGCUUCAUCACAAGAAGGCUCAGGAGGACUGCAACCGGUUCCUGAGAGAGGAGCUGAAACACCACUCCAACAAGACAGGUUGUCCGACGCUGUGGGAUGAGAUGCUCUGCUGGUACCGUGCCGAGGUGGGAGAGGUGGUCAGCGUCUCGUGUGCUAAUGUCUCGCAGCUGUUUGCUGAUAAUCAAGGCACUUUUUCUCAACACUUUCUAAAAAUAUUUAAUUUAUAUUCACACUUUUUUCUUCUUCUGCUCGACAGGAAGUUUCACUGCACCAGGAACUACAUCCACAUCAACCUGUUCUUCUCUUUCAUCCUGAGAGCGAGCGCCGUCUUCAUUAAAGAUGGAGUUCUCUUCUCUGAUGAAAACCUGGACCACUGCUUCAUGUCUACGACAUCCUGUAAAUCAGCAGUGGCCUUUUUCCAGUUCAGUAUCCUUGCCAACUACUUCUGGCUGCUGGUGGAGGGCAUGUACCUGCAGACGCUGCUGGCGCUCACCUUCGUCUUCCAGAAGAAAUAUUUCUGGUGGUACAUUCUCAUCGGCUGGGGUCUCCCGACUACAAUCAUAACAGCGUGGAUCCUCACUCGAAAGUUCUACGAUAACAAAGGCUGCUGGGAUGACACAGAUGUGGCCUUCAUCUGGUGGAUCAUAAAAGCUCCAAUAACGGCGUCAUUGCUGGUGAACUUCAUCAUCUUCAUCAACGUGAUCCGUAUUCUGGUGCAGAAGCUGAGAUCUCCUGGUGUCGGAGGAAAUGACACCAGCCACUUCAAGAGACUGGCCAAAUCCACUCUGCUUCUCAUUCCUCUGUUCGGGAUGCACUACAUGGUGUUUGCCUUCCUGCCAGAAAACACUGGAACAGAGGCUCGAAUCUUCAUAGAGCUCGGUCUGGGAUCCUUUCAGGGAUUCGUUGUGGCCAUGCUCUACUGUUUCCUAAAUGGUGAGGUGCAAGCAGAGUUAAAGAAGAGAUUUUGGAAGUGGCAGACUCAGAACUACCUGAGGUACAGUAAACGACGCCGUACGUUGUUCACCGAGAGCAGCACAGUCACUCAGAUUUCCGUCCUGGACAAAUCCAGCCCCAAAGACGCAGAGACGCCCGCCUUCACAAACAUGCUCGCACCCAACAACGUCUCCACAGUCUGA